Prorocentrum cordatum is the source of this 976-nucleotide messenger RNA. The record is from the annotation of a GenBank genome assembly. Lineage: Eukaryota; Dinophyceae; Prorocentrales; Prorocentraceae.
AUGGGCGCCCGCGCGUUCCUGGUCGAGAAAGCGAAGCUCCGCCUGUCAUUCGGCGGCCCGUUUGCGGACGCCCAGCUGGAGGGGGCCGACAGAGAGGAGCUCGAGAGCUUCAAGGCCGAGUUCGAGAUUCAGUUCCGGUGCGCGCAUUCCAAGCGUUGGCGCAUGCUCUGCCCAGUCUUCUCCCUCGCCAGGUGCCCAGACACGUCCACGCACGCGGUCGCUGAGAUCCGGCGCGAACAGGCGCGGGGCAACGCGAUCUCACGCGUGGCAUUUUUCCGCGACCUCCCGCGGGGCGCGACUCUCAAGCUGGUCCAGCGGCAUUCUUUGGUUCCUGACAUUGUGGGCUACACCUACACGCGCGGGAAGCGGUCCGUCAUCGACUACCCCGUGGCCCCUCGAGGCACGGUGGAUUUGGUGCAUAUUAUAUCUGCCGACGUCGAGUCGCUCGGGGAUGGAGGGGGCGCUCGCGACGGCAUAGCUGCGCAACUCAAAGUGGAUGUCGGCGAGGUUUUGGUCGAGCUGUCGAGGAUCGCGCAGAGCAAGAUGGACUUUGGGCCCAACUGGGCCCCGACGCCCGCGGGGCUGCGGCGGGCGCGGAACUAUUGGAUUUUCGGGCGUGACGGUGCCCGAGAGUCCUUCCGUGAGCAAAUCCGCGAGGUCGGCGCCACGAAGUCCAGACGCAUCAUCGACCCUUUUGGAAUCACCCGAGGACGAUCACUUUUCCGCCGCCGACUCCGCAAUUUCGGACGACUACUCCGACGACGAUGUCGUCGUGGGCCCGACUCAUUUGUCCGUCGCCCCCAUGGAGUUCCACCAGAUCCACCUGACAGAUGUCCGACAAGGCGGCACUCCCGUGGCGAUCCGCAGCGGGCAGAAGUGCCUGCACCUGAGCGACGUCCUCAGGCUCGGGCAGGUCCGGCCGGAGGCCCCCGUCUCCUUCGGGUCCUCCAGGCACGCCGUGUUCGGGCCCUGCAAG